Drosophila elegans is the source of this 2695-nucleotide messenger RNA. Its product is annotated as nucleolar MIF4G domain-containing protein 1 homolog. Gene Ontology annotation, molecular function: protein binding; RNA binding. NCBI's taxonomy places the organism in Eukaryota, Metazoa, Arthropoda, Insecta, Diptera, Drosophilidae. Gene Ontology annotation, biological process: ribosomal small subunit biogenesis. The record is from RefSeq and is a predicted model, not a curated record. The transcript has 2 exons. Gene Ontology annotation, cellular component: nucleolus. Bases 82 to 2628 code for a protein of 848 amino acids.
UAGUCCAAAAACAGCUGUUGCUCCAAUCACAACAAUUUUUAAAUGUGAUUUGACUGAAAUUGCUUGAGAUUCUCAACCAACAUGGUUAAAAUAAAGAAAAAAGAGGCCAAAAAGAAGCCCUUGACCCGCAAGGAGCAGAGGAAGCAAAAGUCCGAGGUUAAAAAACAGAAUAAACGACUUUAUCAUGCCGGCAAAGUAAAUGGAGCUCAGCGCGUGGCUGCGGCGGCAGAGGCGUUGGCAGCGCAGUCGCUACAAGGCAAAAACAAGAAGAAGAAAAGCAAGAGCAAAAAACCAAAAAUAAAUCCAGAUGAAAUUCCCAAGGAACAACUUUUAUCCGGCGAAAUCGACAGCGAUGAUGAUGAGUCCUUGGAUUCGGAUUUCACUGAUCCCGAAGUGGAUGCCCUGAUGCCCAAAAGCAUGGCAAAGGUGGAAGUUUUCGAACCUCUUGGUAAAAACGUCAAGAAAAUCCCAGGCGGAGCCAUCCAAAGACAGGAUGAGGAAAUGGUCAGGAGAAAGGAGUUACGCCAGCAGAAAGAAAUCACAACCAAGUCCAAAAAGCAGCGUCUCAAGCAAUUGCGAAUCGAGAACGAGGAGGAAGAUCGCGAGAUCAACAAGCUGGAAAAGAAGCUUAAACUCAACAAAUCCAAGGAUAAAAACCGUCUGGUGAGGAAAAUGUUCAACGAUGGCUUGGAUUACCUGCUAGACUUUGUGCUGGAUGACGAGGAGGAGAAGCUGAAGUGGGAGGAAAAGCAGGAGAGGAAGAAACGGCUGAAGGAGCAGCAGGAAAAGGAGGAGGCGGGCAUGUGGAGCGAUGAGGAGGAGCAGGAAGAUCAAAAUGAUGACUUCCCAGAGGAUCCAAGUGCUUCAGAGGAUGAUGAGGACCCCAGUGGAGAUGAAGAACAAAGCUAUGAAGAGUCCGAAGACGAAGAAGAGAAUACCAAAAUUAAAGAAGACAUCUAUGGACGAAAACGCGAUGCCGAGGGCAACAUUUUGCCUGAUCCCGUGGAGAAGGAAGCCUCUGCUGCCGGCCAAAAGUACAUACCACCACAUCAGCGUGCUUUGAUGGCCGCCAGUGCAGGAACCAGCGAAAAGCAGGCCGAGAUACUGGCUCGACUGCUUAAACAAUGCAAAGGUCUGCUCAAUCGAUUGUCCGAGGCCAAUCUUCACAAGAUUGCCGCUGGCAUAGAGGCUUUAUACAUGAAGAACUCCCGCUACAACAUGAAUGAGACCCUGACGAAGUUACUCCAGGAAGCCUUGCUGGGAGCCACGCGGACCAAUGAGCGAAUGGUGCAGGAACACAUGGUUCUAUUGGCCUAUCUGCAUGCCCAAAUAGGCAGCGAGAUCGGUGCUCACUUUCUGCAGACAUUUGUGGAGCUAUUCGAUGGUUAUGUCAAGGAUAUUAAUAACUUGGAAGUUGAAGACAAGCAGUUGAACAACCUAGUGCUAGUUCUCUGCUACAUGUACCUCUUUAAGAUUUUCGAGCUGAGUUUGCUAAUGGAGCUUAUUGGCAAAUUGUCAGAUCAGCUUUGCGAGAAGAGCGUGGAGUGUCUUUUGCUGAUAUUCCAAUCCAUUGGUUUUCGCCUGCGCAAGGAUGAUCCACUGGCUUUCAAGACCAUGAUGCAGAGAGUUCAAUCGCAGAUUGCCAGCGCACCACUGGAACUCAAGGAGAAUCCUCGACUGCGUUUCAUGGUGGACAUCCUGAACGCUGUCAAAAACAAUAAUAUGCAAAAGCUGCCUCAAUAUGAUCCAGAGCUGGCGGAGAAUCUACGAAAGCGUCUGAAGGCCAUGCUGAAAAACGAUCGCUAUGUGGUAACCUUAAACAUUACGCUAGAGGAUCUCCUGCGGGCUGACAAAGUGGGCAAGUGGUGGAUUGUGGGCUCUGCCUGGACGGGAAAUCUCGACGAGAUGGGUUCGGCCAAACAGAAACAGGAUAAGAACUCAGCUAAAUCUGCGAAUGGUGGAUUUGCUGAUCAGCUACUGGAGCUGGCCAAAAAGCAGCAGAUGAAUACUGCCGAAAGGAGGAAUAUCUUCUGCAUCAUCAUGAGUGCCGCUGAUUAUGUGGAUGCCUUUGAGAAGAUCCUCCAUUUGGCUUUGAAAGAUCAGCGGGCAGUGGCCUAUGUGAUCAUACAUUGUGCCCUCAACGAGAAGCGAGCAAAUCCCUACUACGCCCAUCUGGCCCUCAAGUUCUGCCAAUUUAAUAGGAAGUAUCAACUGGCUUUCCAGUUCGCCAGUUGGGACAGGAUUAACGACAUUGAAAAGCUCUCGAAACCGCAGAUUCGUAAUCUCGCCAGCUUUCUUCAACAAGUAAUCCUAGCAGCUGGCUUGCAGCUUUCUGUUUUAAAAGUGGUGGACUUCAUGCAGCUGGACAAACUCAGCUUUUACUUUAUGAAAGAAGUAAUGGUCAGGUUGCUUUUAUCGCCCGACGAGCGGGAAGUCUAUCAGACAUUCGAAAGAGUCGCCAAGAACUCAAAGCUUCAGCAAUUUAAACAGAGUGUUAGACUUUUCCUGCAGCAUUUCCUUUUGAAAUCGGACCAACUGGACAAGCUGAAACUCAAGGAGGAGGAGCAGCAGCUGCUGCAACAGCGCGUGGAUCAUUUGGACAAGAUGUUGGCCUAUGUUGAUAUGUAAAUAUAAGUAGAGUUUUAAAGCAACCUUAUUAAUUUGUAAAUAAAACUUUUACUCUAAGAGUAGGAAA